This is a messenger RNA of Dovyalis caffra, 1638 nucleotides long. The record is from the annotation of a GenBank genome assembly. NCBI's taxonomy places the organism in Eukaryota, Viridiplantae, Streptophyta, Magnoliopsida, Malpighiales, Salicaceae.
AUGAGCAAUGCAACAAUCAUCGACGAGAAAGCAUUAAACGAUUGCUUAAACGAGAUCACUCGAGCUCUUCUUCAAGCCGAUGUCCAAUUCAAACUUGUUCGCGACAUGCAAACAAAUAUCAAGAAAAUCGUCAAUCUCGACGAUCUUGCUGCCGGUCACAACAAGCGCAGAAUCAUCCAACAAGCAAUAUUUAAUGAGUUGUGCAAGAUUUUGGACCCAGGGAAGCCCUCUUUUACUCCAAAGAAAGGGAAACCUAGUGUUGUUAUGUUUGUAGGUUUACAAGGGUCUGGAAAAACGACUACGUGUACAAAAUAUGCGUAUUAUCAUCAGAAAAAAGGCUGGAAACCUGCUCUUGUCUGCGCUGAUACAUUUAGAGCUGGUGCUUUCGAUCAGUUAAAGCAGAAUGCAACUAAAGCUAAAAUUCCAUUCUAUGGAAGUUAUAUGGAAUCGGAUCCUGUGAAAAUUGCCGUGGAAGGUGUGGAAAGAUUUAAGAAGGAGAAUUGUGAUCUUAUAAUUGUUGAUACAAGUGGACGGCAUAAACAGGAAGCUGCACUUUUUGAAGAAAUGCGUCAAGUUUCUGAAGCAACUAAACCAGAUCUUGUUAUAUUUGUUAUGGAUAGCAGUAUUGGUCAAGCUGCAUUUGAUCAAGCUCAAGCAUUUAAGCAAAGUGUUGCAGUUGGAGCUGUGAUUGUUACCAAAAUGGAUGGUCAUGCAAAGGGUGGUGGUGCGCUUAGUGCCGUUGCAGCAACUAAGAGUCCUGUCAUUUUUAUUGGAACUGGAGAGCAUAUGGAUGAGUUUGAAGUCUUUGAUGUUAAACCUUUUGUUAGUCGCCUCUUAGGCAUGGGUGACUGGUCUGGAUUCAUGGACAAAAUUCAUGAGGUUGUUCCCAUGGAUCAACAGCCUGAGCUUCUGCAAAAGCUGUCAGAAGGGAACUUUACCUUAAGGAUUAUGUAUGAGCAAUUCCAGAAUCUACUAAAAAUGGGUCCCAUUGGACAGGUAUUUUCAAUGCUUCCUGGAUUUAGUGCUGAAUUAAUGCCAAAAGGUCAUGAAAAGGAAAGCCAGGCGAAGAUUAAGCGAUACAUGACCAUGAUGGAUUCAAUGACUAAUGAAGAGUUGGAUAGUUCAAAUCCGAAGCUCAUGAAUGAGUCACGCAUGAUGAGGAUAGCACGGGGUGCUGGCCGUCCGAUUAGAGAUGUAAUGGAGAUGUUGGAAGAGUACAAGCGACUUGCUAAGGUCUGGAGCAAAAUGAAGGGCCUUAAGAUUCCGAAGAAGGGUGAGAUGAGUGCACUGUCUAGAAAUAUGAAUGCACAGCACAUGAGCAAAGUCCUCCCUCCACAGAUGCUGAAGCAGAUUGGUGGCAUGGGUGGCUUGCAAAACUUAAUGAAGCAAAUGGGUUCGGCAAAAGACAUGAUGGGCAUGUUUGGAGGCGGGGACAAGGUCAUCUCUGCAGCAUGGGACAUUAUACCUCAUAAUUCUUUAAUGCUAGAGUGUGGACGCUAUCUGCUUUCAGAUUGGUGUAGACUUCUUAUUGACACUGCCAAUAAAGAAAGCAGGCAAGAACUUGGAGAAGAAGAGUACAGACACCAUGCAAAAUUUCCUAAUGAUAUACAUAUAUCUGACAUAAGGCAAGGUUCGUAA